Messenger RNA from Orbilia oligospora ATCC 24927, 1293 nucleotides. RefSeq lists its product as uncharacterized. The transcript is spliced from 9 exons. Bases 1 to 1293 code for a protein of 430 amino acids. Lineage: Eukaryota; Fungi; Ascomycota; Orbiliomycetes; Orbiliales; Orbiliaceae. The record is from RefSeq and is a predicted model, not a curated record. Gene Ontology annotation, biological process: regulation of synaptonemal complex assembly.
AUGACUGUUGCUAAUCAUGAAGCGUGGCUGCUGCUACUGCCUGGAAGGCGUUUAAUGCACUGUGCUAUCGAAGCACAUGACUACGGGGCUGCCCGAGAUGCUUACGAGAGCAUGCCUAGUUCGUGUCAGGAAACAGGAUCAACGCAGUUUCUGCUGUUCAAAAUUGCUUUGAGGUCGUUGGAUUUAGAUACGGCAAAGAGAUGCCUUGACAAUAUCUGCAACGGGCCAAGCAAGGAUAUAGCAAUCCUUUACGCUUGUGCAUUGGAGGCGCAAUCCAUGGGCAAUAAAGAUAUCAUUUUGAAGGUCCUGAGUCAGCUACUAGAACAGGCAGAUACAACGACGCCGCCGGAAGGCGCCAAUCUUCCCGCGAUAUACAGAACUAUGAUCCGGUUAAUUCUGUCAGAUAUUCAAGAAAAUAAAGCCGUUGAAAGUGGGAUCCUGGAUACUCUGUACUCCAUCUUCCGAAAAGCGUUGAACAAUGCUAUAAAAUCCAAAACAACGUGUGAAGCUGCAGCGGAUGGAACAUCAAAAUCAAUGUGGAGUACAGACGAGUACGAUUGGUUCUCCCGCAAUUCCUACAAUCUCGCAUUAAGGGCCCUGCAACAUUGGCCUCCGCAGUACGCCCUUCAUUUCUCACAGCUUUGUGUUCAGCUACGAGACUAUGGUGACGCACGAAAAUCAAUCAUAAGCUUUCGUGAAAUACGAGAAAAGUUACAUCCUCGGUUGACAGAGCAAUCGCAAAAGGACUUUGGAGAAAGAUAUCUGGGAUUGUUGAGUCAUGAAUUUGAGGCCUGCGUGCAUCUGGAAGUGUGGGAUGAUUUACCUGGGAUUGUUGAGGAAGUCGCUGAGUUCGGUCAAUUACAACCUUUGAGGAGAAUUGGUGAUAUGAUCUUAUGUGCUGAUGCUCCUACGGCGACCUUCCUUCUUGUCCUAGAAAACCUCAUUAAUCAUUGCCUCCGAAUCGAAAAGCACAAAAUCGACAAGAUCGCCAGGUGGGUCAGGGUGCUUCUACAAAAGUCUCUACAAGGGGAUCUUGACCGUGCCGAGAGAUUGGUUUAUCAAAUUUUGGAUAUCUGCCAACGGCGAGCGGUGGGAAAUGAAUACCCACAAGAUGAGCUCGAAUGGAUUGCAGCUUCACUUUGGAAUUUGGGAAUUGAUAAGAAUUGUGCGGGUGAUUACCCAGGAUCUAAAAAGUGGGCAGAAUUUGCUCUGUCGAUAGCAGGUUUCGUCAAAGAUGGAGGACAGCUUGAAAGCCUGUUACAGGGGAAAUUUGCAAGUUUGCGAACUGGUUGA